Molecule: messenger RNA, 1702 nt
Organism: Vespula pensylvanica (western yellowjacket)
Lineage: Eukaryota; Metazoa; Arthropoda; Insecta; Hymenoptera; Vespidae
Product: alkaline phosphatase-like
Exons: 7
Coding region: 92-1507 (471 amino acids)
Biological process (GO): dephosphorylation
Molecular function (GO): alkaline phosphatase activity
Source: RefSeq, a predicted model, not a curated record
AAGCAUGGCAGUUGCGUCAGUUCGUUCGUUUGGAACGGAUGGAUUUUAACAGUAAGAUUUAAAGUAGUACGAGAUACGAAGGAAAUUAAAAAUGCAGACGUUACUGCUGUUCACCAUUAUUCUACUUUCCAGUACGAUAACCGCGACGGUUAUAGAAGACCGUCAUCAUUGGCGUAGAAUAGCGAUGGAAGAUUUGAAAAAGUCUCUUUCGUAUAAAUGGAAUACAGGUAAAGCGAAAAAUGUAAUAAUCUUUGUCGGUGAUGGUAUGAGCCCCGACACGAUAACAGCCAGUAGAAUUUAUAGAGGUGGUGAAACAAGUCAUCUCACUUGGGAAAGAUUUCCGCAUGUUGGUUUGCUGAAGACGUACAAUACGAACAAACAAGUACCGGAUUCAGCAUCCACGGCAACCGCAUUAUUCGGGGGAGUUAAAACUAAUUACAAAGUUGUUGGCGUCGAUGUGAACGUCGAAUUAGGAGAUUGCGAGGCCAGCUUAAAUGAAAGUUAUCACGUUGAUUCUAUAAUCUCUUUGGCACAAGCUUCGGGCAAGGCUACAGGAUUUGUAACGACUACUAGAGUGACUCAUGCAACCCCAGCACCGUUAUAUGCCCAUUGUUCUGAUCGACGAUGGGAAUGCGAAGCAAAGAUACCAAAAAAUAUAACUGCUUGCAAAGAUAUUGCGAGACAGCUUAUAGAGGAUGAACCUGGUAGGAACAUCAAGGUAAUAAUGGGUGGCGGUAGACAGACCUUAAAGUCAAACGUAAAGCCUGGUAAAUACGAUCCAAUCGAUACGUGGGCUUGUUACAGUACUGACGGUCGAGAUUUAAUAAGGGAUUGGGCAAAGGAUAAACGAAGGAGAGAUCUUUCCUACGAAGUGGUCGAAAAUAAUGAACAAUUGUACAAGGUAGAUACAAAUAAGGUCGAUUAUUUGCUUGGUGUAUUCGCUAAUGGUCAUAUUCAAAUGGAUUGGGAGAGAGAGAAAGGUCCAGAAGGACAACCAAGUUUGGAAGAAAUGACCGUAACUGCUUUGAAGAUCCUUCAGAAAUCGACUAAUGGUUAUCUUUUGAUGGUCGAAGGUGGAUUGAUCGAUUUCGCUCAUCAUCGUGGACAUGCCGCUCAAGCUUUACGAGAAACCGUUCGUUUUUCGGACGCCAUUAACGCUACUAUUAACAUGAUUGAUACUAAAGAUACUUUGGUUAUAGUAACUAGUGAUCAUACUCAUUCUAUGAACUUUAAUGGUUAUAGCGAUCGUGGUUCAUCGAUUCUGGGUAUUGCACAAAAAUCCAAAUACGACGGGAUACCUUACACGACCUUAACUUACAGCACUGGUGGUCCAAAUAAUGCAGCUUACACGAUAUCAAACAAGACUAAUCUUUUAACAAGAAUCGAUCCUUCUACUCAAAACACUACAGAGUUUAAUUAUAGUCAACAAGCUACUAUAGUAUCCGACGAAGCUUAUCACGGAGGAGGAGAUGUAGCUAUUUAUGCUAUAGGUAUUAAAUUCCAAUAAUUUCCUUAUGAUAUCCGCUUAUUAAUUCACUUUAUUAUUGCGAACGUUUAUGUCGUUAAUAGGUCCAUCGGCCCAUCUUUUCCAUAGCGUACACGAGCAGAAUUAUGUUGCCCAUGUGAUAAUAUAUGCUGCUGAUCUUGGAAAUUAUUAUACGAGUGGUAGCGGACAAAAUGCAAUAUCCAAUAUUUUUUUCUA